Messenger RNA from Juglans regia (Persian walnut), 3516 nucleotides. RefSeq lists its product as uncharacterized. Bases 1 to 3516 code for a protein of 1171 amino acids. The record is from RefSeq and is a predicted model, not a curated record. The transcript has 8 exons. Gene Ontology annotation, molecular function: nucleic acid binding. NCBI's taxonomy places the organism in Eukaryota, Viridiplantae, Streptophyta, Magnoliopsida, Fagales, Juglandaceae.
AUGGCGGAGGGCACACGUACAGCAUUGAAAGGUCAGAUUGAAGAUUCUCAACGGCAGCAAGAAGUCAUACAGAAACAAUUGGAGCAUCAUCAACAAGCAAUUUUUGGUAUAACGGAAAGUGGUAAUGAUCCUGCUGGUUGGACUUUUAAGGCUAAUCAGUAUUUUGAUUGUUUUCAAAUACCUUUCCAUCAGAAGUUAAUGGUGGCUUCGCACCAUAUGGAGGGUGAGGCAUUGGUGUGGUAUCAAAAUGCCUUACAUGCUAGACAGUUCAAUUCAUGGGAGUCUUUAGUAGUGGCUUUACAAGGGAGGUUUGGGCCAUCAGCAUUUGAUGAUCCAAUGGAGGCUAUAAUGAGGUUGAAACAAACUACUUUAGUUAGUUUGUACACAUCACAAUUUGAAACCUUAUCUAAUAGGUUGAUAGGGUUGUCUGAGAAGCAUAGAAUGAGUUGCUUUAUUAGUGGAUUAAAGGAUGAAAUUCGCAUACCAGUGAAAAUGUUUAAUCCUUUAAACCUAGGGGCUGCUUUCAGUCUGGCUAAGUUGCAGGAAGAGCAUGUACUGUCUUCAAGAAAAUCUUGGAGGUCGAAUAAUCACUUUGGUGAUAAAUGGCCAGUAGAGCAGGUGGCACUUGCUGAUCUCGCUAAUAAGGGUCCAAAGAAUUUGUUUCCCUUGAAGAAGUUGGUACCAGAAUUGCAAGGAACAACUGAAGAAGACCUUGAGCAAUUAGAGGUUUCAAUCCACGCCAUCUCUGGAUGUGUCAAUAACAAUGCUAUGAAGUUGUUUGGGAAGAUUGGCUCAGUUUCUGUUGAGAUCCUUGUGGAUUCAGGGAGUACUCAUAAUUUUUUGGAUCCAAUGGUGGUGGAAGCUACGAAGUUAAAGGUAAUUAGAGAUGAGGCUCUUCAGGUCAGAGUCGCAAAUGGUACUAAAAUACUGACUCAAGGCAAAUGUGACCAGUUGGUUACUAUCCAAGGAACCAAGUUUCUAGUUCCUUUCCAUGUUCUUACAUUGGGGGGCUGCAACAUUGUCUUAGGUGUCCAGUGGUUGAAGACAUUGGGUUCUAUCCAAUGGAACUUUAUAGAUAUGUCUAUGCAAUUUGAAGUGGAUGGGAAGAAGCUGAUUUUGCAGGGACUUAUGUCUCAUUUCAGCUCAGUGUUUGAGGAACCAGUGGGGUUGCCACCCCCUAGAGCCUUUGAUCAUCAGAUUGUGUUGAAGGAGGGGAGUGCACCAAUUUCAGUGAGACCUUAUAGGUAUCCUCAUUAUCAAAAAGCUGAAAUUGAGAAAAUUGUGCAUGACCUAUUAUCCAAUGGUGUUAUAAGACCAAGCCAAAGCCCAUUUUCAUCACCUGUUUUGCUUGUUAAAAAAGCUUAUGGUAGUUGGAGGAUGUGUAUGGAUUACCGAGCCCUUAAUCAAGAAACUAUCAAGGACAAGUUUCCGAUUCCUGUCAUUGAUGAGUUACUUGAUGAACUUUAUGGAGCUAAGUUCUUUUCUAAACUUGAUCUUAGAUCAGGUUAUCAUCAAAUAAGGGUAAGAGAAGAGGACAUUCCCAAAACAGCAUUUAGAACUCACGAGGGUCACUAUGAGUUCUUGGUAAUGCCUUUUGGGCUUACCAAUGCACCUGCCACUUUUCAAGGAUUGAUGAAUCAUGUUUUCAAACCUUUCCUUCAAAAAUUUGUUUUGGUCUUCUUUGAUGAUAUCUUGGUUUAUAGCCAAGAUUUUGCUGAACACCUAGAGCAUUUGCAGUCUAUUUUACCUGUUUUACAUCAGCACACAUUAUUUGCAAAAAAAUCCAAAUGUAGAUUUGGGGUGACUGAGGUAGACUACUUGGGACAUAUUAUCUCUGAAAAUGGUGUGAAGGCAGAUCCUACAAAGAUCUCUUCCAUGUUGGACUGGCCUGUUCCCAAAACAGUGAAAGCAAUGAGGGGAUUUUUGGGCCUUACUGGCUACUAUCGCAAUUUCAUCAAGAACUAUGGUUCUAUUGCUGCCCCAUUAACAAUGUUACUGAAAAAUAACUCCUUUGUUUGGUCUCUUGAAGCUGAAAGGGCUUUUAAAGCAUUAAAAUAUGUUGUUUCAAGUCCUCCUGUCUUAAGACUUCCUGAUUUUUCUAAGGAGUUUACUAUUGAGUGUGAUGCUUCAGGGGUGAGAUUGGGAGCUGUAUUGAUGCAAGACAGCCAACCAAUAGCAUUCUUUAGUAAAGCCUUAAAAGGGAAAGCCUUGCUUUUGUCAACCUAUGAAAAGGAAUUUUUGGCACUGGUGUGUGUCGUGGGAAAAUGGAGACCAUAUCUGUUGGGUCAGUCCUUCAAGAUCAAAAUUGACCAACAGGCCUUAAAACACUUGUUGGAGCAAAGAGUGGCCACCGAGGCUCAACAUAAGUGGAUCUCAAAGCUCAUGGAUUAUGAUUUUCGUGUAGAAUAUAAAAGGGGCAGGGACAAUAAAAUUGCUGAUGCACUUUCCAGAAAAGCUGAAGAAGAUUCAGCUACCUUGGCUCUUAUAUCAUUUCCCACUCCUUUGUGGUUAGAAGAUCUUAAGCAAAGUUAUGCUUUUUCUAGUGAUAUAACUAAUUUGGUUGUAGCUUUGCAGAAAGGGCAGCAGGUUUCUAAGGAGUUUUCUUUACAACAGGGUCUCCUUUUCAGGAAAGGGAAGCUGGUGAUAGUUCCUUCUUUACCAUUUCAUGCUAAAAUAUUGCACCAUAUUCAUCACAGUCCGGAAGCAGGAUUACUUCAACCCUUGCCUAUUCUCCAAAGUCCUUGGCUUGAUAUUGCCAUGGACUUUAUUGUUGGUCUUCCUAGUUCAAAUGGGCUGACUGUCAUUUUGACUGUGGUGGAUAGAUUGACUAAGUUUGGGCAUUUUUUUCCAUUGUCUCACCCCUAUACAGCUUGUAAAGUAGCUGAGGCCUUGUAUGGGAUUCCACCACCUCGGUUGAUUUCUUAUAUUUCAGGCACUACUGCCAAUGCUGAAGUGGAUCACCAGUUGCGAUCUAGGGAGGAAAUAUUAUCCCUUUUGAGGGAAAACUUGCGAAAGGCUCAGGAGAGGAUGAAAUUAUAUGCUGACAGGAAAAGAUUUGAGAGAGUUUUCCAAGUGGGGGAUUGGGUCAUACAGAAGAUAGGGACAGUAGCAUAUAAAUUGAACUUACCUCCUUCCUCCAAAAUACAUCCUGUUUUUCAUGUUUCAUCCUUGAAGCAAAACCUGGGGGACCAAAUUUCUCCUUUACCAACAUUACCACCAGUAGAUGCUGAAGGCAGUGUGCAACCUGAACCUGAGUUAAUUCUGGAUAGAAGGAUGAAUAAGCUUGGCAAUCAUGCAUCCACCGAAGUCUUGGUUAAAUGGUACGGUGCCUCUCUGGAAGAUAGUUCUUGGGAAUCUCUGUGGAAGCUCAGGUGCCUUGUGGGCAAGGCCUUGAAGAAGGAGGGAUUGUCACGGGUGCCUUGUGAAGGCCUUGAAGAUCUGCAGUAUCCUUAUAAAGGCCGAAGGAGUUGUGUGCAGGAGGAGUUGGAGGGAGUAAUAACGGUUUUAACAGAAUGA